UAUAUCAAAAUGUUCGGUUAUCCAGCUCUGGCCACCCUCGCCCUUUGUUCCAUUCUUAGCUUGAAUGGAAUCGAAGCCACUCACCUGAGGUUCCCAGGACCCGCGAGGGGUAGAUCCCUGCCGCUGAUCCUGCAAGGACAGGAACAAGCACCGUACCCACCAGCCGGUCUGGUGCCCGAUCCGCCAUUCGAACUGCCCACCGAGGAGGCGGUGGAGUUUCCUCAACCUGAAGAGACUUAUGGACCUCCAGCAGACACCUACGGACCGCCUGCGGUGGUGGAAGAGCCCGCUGAAGUCUACGGUCCCCCAGAUCAGACCUAUGGCCCCCCUGAUCAACCCGCCAGUGAUGACCCUUCGAGCACCUUGCCCCAAAGCGCAGCCAUCAUAGAUCUGGCCAGUCUGCCGCUGCCUCCUCAGGCCCAGUACGUUCUCCCGCUGCUGAGCCGCCUGGCUUUCCGACCGCAGCGACCGGUUCUUCUGACUCCGCAGCGCCGUCCUGCCAAGCUCUCUGCUCGUCCGCGGCCUAAGCCGGCCAAGAUUGUGAAUGCGAUCAAAGGAACUCCAGUGUUCCCGUCAACUCCACUGGCUCUGCCCUUCGUGGAUCGCCGCAUUCCCUUCCGCCCGCAGCCAGCACGCCUGAUAGUGAAUGCUCCCUUCAGACGACCAUCCAGGCAGUAGACUACAUCGUUCUCCAUCGUGACCCAGAGCGGAGUCCACCAAUGUUAUACACACCAUGUAAAUAAAGUUUGUUGUUUAUGUCUAA
Messenger RNA from Drosophila takahashii, 763 nucleotides. RefSeq lists its product as uncharacterized. The record is from RefSeq and is a predicted model, not a curated record. NCBI's taxonomy places the organism in Eukaryota, Metazoa, Arthropoda, Insecta, Diptera, Drosophilidae.